GAUACUGGGACAGGGGAAGGGGUUUGGGGUUGCAGAACUGUGUAGAGGUGGGAAGGAAAUAAAAGAGAGACUAUCCUCUCCUGCACCUCUUCUCCUGGAGAGGACAGAAGGUCAAAGUAACAUCCAGUCAGACUUUGCAUGGCAUGAGGCAGAAACAGGAUUUUCUAGCAUGACAAUGCAGGCAAAGCUCAGAGCAACUCCAGGUUGGAAACAUCAUGAUGCAAGUUGGAUGGAUGGGGAAAGAGUAGAAAACAAUGGUCUGCCAAACAGGGAAAGAAUCUUUAACUAAAGGGUAUCUCUCUCCUCAUUUUUAACAAAUUCUCACUGUGACGAAGUUACUUUGCCCUGAAAGCUGAUAAAGGUACUCCUGCAAAACCCUUACCCGUGAUGAUUCCACCAUCUGCAACCAGCCCUGUCAGUGAUGCUGCACUCUUGCCAAGUGUGGCUUCUCAGGAAGUGUGGAGGUCACCAGUUCCAGGCUAUUCUGGAUUGGUCACACGGCACAUAAGUCAUCGGGCCAACAACUUCAAGAGACAUCCAAAAAGAAGAAAACAUAUCCGCCCUUCGCCACCACCACCACCAAAUACUCCAUGUCCUAUUGAUUUGAUUGACUUUGGGGAUCUCCAGCCUCAGAGGACUUUCUUGGAACUCCUGUUCAAUGGGUGCAUUCUCUUUGGGCUUGAAUUCAGCUAUGCCAUGGAAACAGCUUAUGUUACCCCUGUGCUGCUUCAGAUGGGGCUUCCAGACCAACUGUAUGGAAUGGUAUGGUUCAUCAGCCCUAUAUUAGGAUUUUUGCUACAGCCUUUGCUGGGAGCCUGGAGUGACAGAUGCACAUCAAGAUACGGGAGAAGAAGACCUUUCAUUCUGGUCUUAGCAGUAGGGGCAUUGCUUGGCCUCUCACUUAUGCUGAAUGGCAAAGAUAUAGGGAGUGCCUUGUCUGACACUGAGAAUAACCACAAAUGGGGGAUCAUUCUUACGGUCUGUGGUGUUGUCCUCAUGGACUUCAGUGCAGAUUCAGCAGACAAUCCCAGUCAUGCCUACAUGAUGGAUGUAUGCAGCCCAGUGGAUCAAGACAGGGGCCUCAACAUCCACGCUUUGUUAGCAGGUCUUGGAGGUGGCUUUGGUUAUGUUGUUGGAGGAAUACACUGGGAUAAAACCAGUUUUGGAAAAGCUGUAGGAGGGCAACUUCGCGUCAUCUAUGUCUUCACCUCAGUUAUACUGACUAUUGCUACCGUGCUGACUCUAAUUAGCAUUCCAGAAAGACCCUUAAGGUCCUUUAGCAGGAAGAAAAAGGUGAUGAAGAGUCCAAGUCUUCCUCUCCCUCCUUCUCCACCUUUCUUCUUUGAGGAGGGUGUAAAUGAAAACUUUACUUCUCAUAACUCAGCUCACUUACAUGCAAGUUUUACGAGUCCCGUUUCCCCCAUCAGCCCGCUCACACCAAAAUACGGGAGUUUUGUCAGCAGAGACAAUUCUUUGACGGGAAUUAAUGAGUUUGCAUCAUCAUUUGGGACUUCAAAUAUUGACAGUGUGCUUAUAGACUGUUUUACAGAUGGGCACAAUAGUUAUGUAGCACUUCCAGCUAGUUUGGCCAGGCAGCCUGUCAGUGUUAGCUUUCCUCAGGUGCCUGAUGGCCGUUACCAAGGAGAAAAUGGAGUUCUGGAGCAAGGGGAGAGCAGCAUAACAUCUGACGGUGACGCGCUAAGAGUGGGCUCACUGGAUGCAAUAAAGCCACGGUCAUCAGGGAUCUUGAAAAGACCUCAGACCUUGGCCAUUCCAAAUACCAUAACAGGACACUGCCCAGAGAGUAACAGAAGAAGAAAUGUAACCUUCAGCCAACAGGUUGCUAAUAUCUUGCUGAAUGGUGUUAAGUAUGAGAGCGAGCUGAAUGAAUCAGACGAGACCUCUGAGCAACCACUCUCUGUGAAACUGCUUUGUUCGACCAUCUGCCAGAUGCCCAGGGCUCUUCGUAACCUCUGCAUCAACCACUUCUUAGGAUGGCUUUCGUUUGAAGGGAUGUUACUCUUCUAUACUGACUUCAUGGGAGAAGUAGUGUUUCAAGGGAAUCCAAAAGCACCUCACAACUCAGAUGAGUAUCAGAAGUACAACGCUGGGGUCACCAUGGGCUGCUGGGGAAUGUGCAUCUAUGCAUUCAGUGCUGCUUUCUAUUCAGCCAUGCUGGAGAAGCUGGAGGAACGGUUCAGCACACGGACGCUGUACUUUGUGGCAUAUUUGGCCUUUGGGCUGGGCACGGGCCUGGCCACCCUCUCCAGAAACGUCUAUGUGGUGCUGUCACUGUGCGCUACCUACGGCAUUCUGUUCGCCACGCUCUGCACGUUGCCCUACUCCCUGCUCUGUGACUACUACCAGAGCCGUGAGUUUAUAGGCUCGCAGGCAGAGGGCAUGCGGCGCGGGAUGGGUGUUGACAUCUCCUUGCUGAGCUGCCAGUACUUCCUGGCACAGAUCCUGGUGGCUCUGGCCAUGGGGCCACUGACAGCGGCUGUGGGCAAUGCCAGCAGUGCCAUGUACUUCGCCAGCCUGGUGUCCUUCCUGGGCUGUCUCUUCUCCUCCCUCUGUGUCACCUACGAGCUACUGCCCACCGAGGAGCUUCCACCUGCUGAGGAGCAGCGUCCGCUCUUGCCCCAUGCGCAGAAUGAAUAAAUGGGAGAAGCUGCCACAGCCUCUGCUGCCUCAUUGCAUCACCCUCAGCCUUCCUAUUGUGGCACAACAGGCUUGCGCACCUCUAGGAUGGCAGCAGCGGGCAUGGCAAAUGACGAGAAAAGUCUGCACUGGCUUUGCUGAGCUUUCCCCUGCCUGUGGGAAGGAUCCGGGCAUAGGUUUCUCUAACAAAGGAUAACAAAUCUUGUUGCAAUAGCCAAUGGAACAGUCAACAGAGGAAAUCACAGCAUAAAGGAAGAUUUUUUUGAGUUGUGCAGAACUCUUUGGGGAAGAGGGGAAAGUGAAAAUAGAGCUGAAUAAGUUUAAUGCUUCUUCCUACCAAGAAAGGAAAAUAUUUUCUCCUUUUGCCCUAACUCUUGCUGUAUUUAGUGAAGUGUCUACAGCACAGAUCUAGUCUUGAACCUCGAUCCCUAUGUGCUACAUUAUUAUGUAUGGCCCCUUUAAGCAA
Manacus vitellinus (golden-collared manakin) is the source of this 3124-nucleotide messenger RNA. It is a transcript of the gene SLC45A1, whose product is annotated as solute carrier family 45 member 1. Gene Ontology annotation, biological process: transmembrane transport. Bases 388 to 2658 code for a protein of 756 amino acids. Gene Ontology annotation, cellular component: membrane. The transcript is spliced from 14 exons. Lineage: Eukaryota; Metazoa; Chordata; Aves; Passeriformes; Pipridae. Gene Ontology annotation, molecular function: sucrose:proton symporter activity. The record is from RefSeq and is a predicted model, not a curated record.